UUUCACUUUACAACUCAUAAAAUAUAAAUUCUCACUUGCAUUCAAUCAUGUCUCUCAAAGACUUAAAUGUUCUCAUCACAGGAGCCUCCAUGGGCAUCGGCGCCGCCAUCGCCAAGCGCCUCGCUGCUGAGUCCGCGAAUCUAUUCCUUUUCGCCCGUUCAGAAGACAAGCUGAACUCGAUUGCCCAGGAUCUCCGAUCCCAACACUCAGGCCUGAAAGUCUCCACUGCUGUUGUCGAUGUCCGCUCACACACUGCCCUCGCAACAGCAGUGUCUAACAUCGUCUCGUCCGCUGGCCCUAUCGACAUCCUUGUAAACAACGCAGGGUUGGCCCUUGGUGCUCCCAACGCGUUCCCGGAUCUUGAGAUCGAGGAUAUAAUCACGAUGACAGGCACUAAUAUCAACGGGUUCAUGUUCGCAACGUACGCGGUGCUCAAUGAAGGAAAGAUGAAAGAACGGGGCAAAGGAACGAUCUUGAAUGUCACAAGUACGACGGGGUUAGAGGUUCCGCCUUUCCCGGGUGAGGCGGUGUAUCAUGCGAGUAAAGCGUGUCAAGAGGCGUUCACCAACGUGCUGAGGACAGAACUCGUGGAAACGAACAUCAAGGUUCUCGCAUUAAGGCCAGGUGUUGUGGCAACGAACUUUCACGAGCAGAGGGUCGGGUAUGACAAGGGCAAGUACGAUGAUUUCAUGGAGGGCUUCGAGCCUUUGGUGACGGACGACAUUGCUGAGGCUGCGGCGUUCAUGUUGAGCCAGAAGGACAGGGUCAGCGUGAAAGCGCUCGAUGUUGUGCCGACUGCGCAACGAAGUCUCCAGGUCUUUGAUCGGGAGUGGAAUAGUCGGAACGGGAAAGAGUCGAGCUCGUGAACAUCGAACUGUGAACGAGGCUCUGUUAGGCUUGUACAAUUCCGCCGUUCGAGUGCUGUCGAGGCUUUGAUUGCUGAAUAAGUUCGGUAUUCCCUUCAAGGGCUUCUAUAACACAGCCACAUUUACUCAUUGUUUGGCAAUAACGACCGAGUCUCGUCAUAUGAUACUUCCUGUAAGCUUUCAAUAAUAUUGUGGCCAAACUCCUAAUUCCUGGAUAAUGGUUACCAGUAUCCUUUCAAAUGAUGCGCGUUCAGUAGGCG
Dothidotthia symphoricarpi CBS 119687 is the source of this 1126-nucleotide messenger RNA. Its product is annotated as short chain dehydrogenase/ reductase-like protein. The record is from RefSeq and is a predicted model, not a curated record. Gene Ontology annotation, cellular component: cytosol. The transcript has 2 exons. Gene Ontology annotation, molecular function: oxidoreductase activity. Lineage: Eukaryota; Fungi; Ascomycota; Dothideomycetes; Pleosporales; Dothidotthiaceae. The coding region runs from base 48 to 866 and encodes 272 amino acids.